Molecule: messenger RNA, 711 nt
Organism: Phoenix dactylifera (date palm)
Lineage: Eukaryota; Viridiplantae; Streptophyta; Magnoliopsida; Arecales; Arecaceae
Source: RefSeq, a predicted model, not a curated record
UCUCUCUCUCUCCACCCGAAAUGGCUUGGCGCGGGUCGAUCUCCAGAUCGCUGCUCGCCACCGCGCGUUCGUCCUCGUCCACCCUCCGAUCGCCGGCGGCGGCCCCCCGCCUCCGCCCUCCGCCGCUCGCCGGCCCUCGCGUCCAGCGCCGCCGUCUCUCCUGCGCCCCUCCCAGGACUUUGGGAGAGCUGGCGUGCGCCCAGUCUCUCCUCCCGCUCCACAGCGUGGUCGCCGUGCCUUGCCUCACCUCGCAUCUUUCCGUCAGCGCGAGAGCGUGCUGUGAGCUCUCUCAGGGUACCUUUCGUCGCACUUGUCAAGAUCGCUAGUUAUGUCCUUCUUUGGAAAAAUGGAAAAGAUGGUUGAUGCAAGAGACAGGCUGGCAUUCGGUGGGAAGCUUUGACUUCUAACUUGAUGUACUUGAAGGCAGUAGGAUUGAUGACAAGCUUGUCAAGAGCAUUUGGAGCAGUUGUCAUAUGGGGUGUCUUUGAAACCUUUGAGCUAAUAUCGUUAGCUGCAGGACUAGAACAAACAUACAAAUGAUUCUGCUUGUUUUUUAUAAAGUUUGAAUUCUUCCCAACUCUUGGAUUCCCAAUUCAUGUCUUAGAUGCUGUCUGCUUUUGUUUCAUGUGGAACUCUGAAAUUGGUGGCUUGCAUGUUUGGUUGUUUAGUUCAGUCCUUAAAAUGCAAUGUUAAGGGAAAUUUUGAGGUCCA